UACUGUAACAUUUGUAUCUGGAUUCAAGCCACGACAAAACAUCCAAAAAUUAAGGAUGUCGAGGCUGAAUUCAGAGAAGAAGUUGGGUGCAGGACGUGUGGUGGCUGUGGCCAUUGAGAAUAACAAGACAAGCCAACAUGCUGCCAAGUGGGCAGUGGACAAUCUUCUUCCAAAGGAUCAAUGUCUUUUACUAAUCCAUGUUAGACAAAGAGCAUCGGAUUCAAGCGAAACUGUGGGCGACAGCGAAACCAAGGAACUUUUUGAUUCAUUUCGAGUCUUCUGCAACAGAAAAAAUAUACAAUGCAGAGAAGUGUUGUUGGACGACAUGGAUAUAUCUAAGGCAUUAGUAGAAAGCAUUUCCACGAAUUCCAUCGAGCUUCUUGUACUUGGGGCGCCAUCAAGGGGUGGCCUUGUUAGAAGAUUUAGGACAACGGAUGUUCCUAGCAAUGUGUCCAAAGGCGCACCACCAUUCUGCACAGUUUAUAUAAUCUCCAAAGGAAAAAUCUCAAGUGUGAGAUCUGCUACUGCUCCAUUGGCUCUUAAACCCUCACCACCACCGCGUAACCCACCACCCCCACAACAACAACCACAACCACAACCACAACCAUUCCCUGAAAGAUUAAUUGACGCUCAACCAACCCGCAAUAAUUACCCUCCACGACCUUCAUCAGAGAGGGCCUUUGCGAGUACCGGGACACGCCACAUGACGUUGGAUGAUGAUGAUAUCAUAUCACCAUUCACAAGGUUUGGAAGAACAUACGAGUCUUCUAAACUUCCGGAUUCUGAUAUAUCAUUCGUGAGCAGCGGAAGGCCAAGCAUUGAUCGAAUGUUCCCAACAUUGUACGAUGAUCUGGAUAGUGCGAGUGCGAGUGGAAGUAUUGCCCCGGGUAGGUUUUCUAUCGGCUCAGAUUACGAAGCCCGAAGCAUCGUUUCAUCCCUCUCCUCACGAGGAGUCAAUAACAUGGAUGACUUCUCCUUCUCCUCGCAAUCAAGGUCAUCCGAUUGCUCGGAUGAUGUGGAAUGGGAGAUGAGGAGGCUGAAGCUAGAACUGAAGCAGACAAUGGAAAUGUACAGCUCAGCUUGCAAGGAAGCUAAGACGGCAAAGCAGAAGGCAAUGGAGCUUCAACGUUGGAAAGCGGAAGAAGAGAAGAAAUUAUCUGAUGAGUCGCGAACAACGGAUGAAGUAUCAGCCAUGGAGGAGGAGCAGGAAAAGAUUAGAUCAGAAGCACUCGGAAAUAUUGCGGCGUUGGAAGCACAAAAGAAAAUAAGCGCCGAGAGGAAGAAGCCGGGUGAUAGCUUUGCCUCUGGCAUGUACAGAAGAUACAGCAUUGAGGAAAUUGAAGAGGCAACAAACAUGUUUUCGGACAACCUCAAGAUCGGCGAAGGAGGCUAUGGUCCAGUUUACAGAUGUGAAUUAGAUUGCACCCAGGUUGCAAUCAAGGUUUUGAAGCCUGAUGCAGCUCAAGGACGCGAGCAGUUUCAGCAGNAGGUUGAAGUGCUGAGUUGCAUAAGGCAUCCAAACAUGGUUCUGCUGCUGGGAGCGUGUCCAGAAUAUGGUUGCCUAGUGUACGAAUACAUGGCGAAUGGAAGCUUGGAUGAUUGCUUGUUCAGGAGUGGGUCACGUCCACCUCUUCCAUGGCAGCUAAGGUUCCAAAUUGCAGCAGAGAUAGCCACAGGCCUUCUCUUCCUUCACCAGACAAAGCCAGAGCCACUUGUCCACCGUGACUUGAAACCCGGCAACAUUCUCCUCGACAGAAACUACGUGAGCAAGAUCAGCGACGUGGGGUUGGCCAGGCUGGUUCCUCCUUCAGUUGCUGACACUGUCACACAGUAUCGCAUGACUUCCACUGCUGGAACAUUCUGCUACAUUGACCCCGAGUAUCAGCAAACUGGCAUGCUUGGAAUCAAAUCUGAUAUUUACUCCCUAGGGAUCAUGCUUCUUCAAAUCAUCACUGCCAAGCCUCCUAUGGGUUUGACUCAUCAUGUUGGAAGGGCCAUUGAGAAAGGAACUUUUUCUGAGAUGCUUGACCCUGCUGUUCAGGACUGGCCAAUUGAACACGCCUUGCAUUUCGCCAAGCUUUCGCUGCAGUGUGCUGAAAUGAGGAAAAAAGAUAGGCCUGAUCUUGGAAAAGUUGUAUUACCUGAACUCAAUAAGCUUAGGGCGUUUGCAGAACAAAGCAUGUCGCCUAUGAUGAUGUUUGGACUUGGAAGCUGUGGAGCUGGUAAUGCAUAUGCUUCCAGAAACAGUAACUCUUCCAUAAAUUCCACUUUUUCUUCCUCAACUCAAGACACGAGUGAAUCUAACUCACUGUCUGGCUUGUCGGGAUAUGAAAGCCGCUCAAGCACAUCAUCACUGGGGAGAAUGUAAAGUGUGGAGUAAUAUAUUGAUCCAUCUUUUACCUUUCUGGGAGUGAAUAUGAGGCGGGGGCAGAAAACUCAACAAUGUGAUAACAUCAGAAGGCCUAAUCUAAGUAAAGAGUAUCAUGCACAUCUUUAAAGAAAUCAAGAACUCUAAUCCUUGAACAUUGUAUUUCACAACGUCCAUAGGGAUACCUACUGCGAUGAAUUUUGUCAUUCAAGGCUUAGCACACAACUUGAUGUGCAGAACCAACACAAGAGCUCUGGCACAUAACCUUGUAUUCGGAUGGUCAUAUGUUUUGACUGAAGGAAAUAACAAGAUACUACAACUCUCUCUCAA
Messenger RNA from Cajanus cajan (pigeon pea), 2698 nucleotides. The record is from RefSeq and is a predicted model, not a curated record. NCBI's taxonomy places the organism in Eukaryota, Viridiplantae, Streptophyta, Magnoliopsida, Fabales, Fabaceae.